AGGGACAGCCGUGGGGAUCAGCCCAGGACAGACUGUGUCCCUGGACCAAAUGUUGGACAGGAGGGGCCCAGGGUGGGCUUCAAGGUGUGGAACACGGUCUGCGCCUCGACAUGGGUGGUUGUGACUCAAGAAAAAUUCGUCAGGCUGCACUCCUAAGGCUGGCGCCCUUCACACACGUCACUGUGCGUGCCCCAUACCCGAGCAGAAAAGGAAAAGGGAAGGAAACUGACAUUUACUGAGUACUUGCUGUAUGCUGGGCACUGGCUAGAUCUGCUUGUCCUUCAAAUUCAUUUAAUGAGCACCUACCACGUCCGAGGCACUGUCUAGGUUCUACAGACCCGGCAGCAGACGAAACAGCUGGAGUCUCUGCCCAUAUGAUGCUCUCGGCUAGCGAGGAGACAGUAUCAAACAACCACGUUAAGAAAGGGAGGUGACCACAGUGACAAGAGCAUAUUGGUGUGCAGAGGAAGGGGUGUGUCACCCGGGGUGGGGGUCAGAAAGGCCUCCCUGAAGAAACGAUGUGAGAGGUCAGGAGGAAGUGACCCGCCAAGGGGCGGGAAGAGCAUCUCAUACAAAGGAAACAGCACGUGCAAAGAUCCUGUGGUAGGAGGUGCAUGCAAGUUCGUGAGGGCAAAAAGCAGGGCUGAGCAGGGCUCCCAGAAGGGAAACCGAGGCUCAGGGAGGCGGCCCCCAGUUUUGUCCGCUUCCCUCUGCUCGCCAGACAGGGUGGGGAUGAGAGUAGGAAAGGCCUCCAGGUGCUCCAGUUGCCCUCAUGUCCCUGCCUCUCAGCUCCACAGGGCCUGCAGCCGGGGGUGGCCAUGGCGCCCUGCCCUGAAGAGCAGUACUGGGACCCCCUCCUGAACGUCUGCCUCUCCUGCAAACCCACCUGCAGCCAUCAGGCUUCCCGCACCUGUGCAGCAUUCUGCAAGUCACUCAGUUGCCGCAAGGAACAAGGCAGAUACUACGACCAGCUCCUGAAGGACUGUAUCAGCUGCACCUCCAUCUGCGGACGUCACCCCAAGCAGUGCACACACUUCUGUGAGAACAAGUUCAGGAGCCAAGUGAACCCCCCUCUAGAGCUCAGGAGACAGCGGACCGGGGCGGCCUCGACCGGGGCGGAUAACCUGGGGAGGUACCAGGGAUCAGAGCACAGAGGCUCAGACGCGGGUCCAGCGCCUGCGGGGCUGAAGCUGAGCACAGACCAGCUGGCCCUGGUCUACAGCACGCUUGGGCUCUGCCUCUGUGCCAUCCUGUGCUGCUUCCUCCUGGCCGUGGCCUGCUUCCUCAAGAGGAGGGGGGACCAGUUCUCCUGCCAGCCACCCCCAGCACCUUGUGGGACCCAGGCCAAGUCCGCCAAGGAUCACUGGAUGGAAGCUGGAAGCCCCACGGGAGCGCCGCCCGAGCCGGUGGAGACCUGCAGCUUCUGCUUCCCCGAGCGCAGGGCGCCCACCCAGGAGAGCCUGUGCGUCUUCGUGCCCAGUUCAGCCAGGCCUUACUCCAGUGGGAACUCCUGCCCUCCCUUGGUAGUGGACGCUGUGUUAACCGCUGCUUCCUCCCUGGGGGUCCUGGAUGAGGGGCUGAGGGUCCUCGUGGCCCUCCCUUCCGGAGCAGGAGCGGACUCCUGCAUGGGGACGUCUCGGGGUGGGACAACCGUGGCCUCUACUGUCGGAGUCCGGGACACACCCACCACUUUCAGUGUCCAGAACACCACCUGGUUCACUACCUGGCGCUGUGCUGACUGGAUCCGGUGA
Messenger RNA from Vicugna pacos (alpaca), 1751 nucleotides. The record is from RefSeq and is a predicted model, not a curated record. Lineage: Eukaryota; Metazoa; Chordata; Mammalia; Artiodactyla; Camelidae.